This is a messenger RNA of Pieris macdunnoughi, 2088 nucleotides long. NCBI's taxonomy places the organism in Eukaryota, Metazoa, Arthropoda, Insecta, Lepidoptera, Pieridae. The record is from the annotation of a GenBank genome assembly.
AUGCUGCAUUAUCAAAUGGGAGGCACCUGUUGCUGUGGGCGUAUCCUCGCCACGCCCCUUGCCGCCUGUUGCCUCGGCAAGCCAAGUGGACCCAGUGUCUCAGAGCCAGUCGGCGAGCCUGCACCCCUGGCCACUCCGCUGUUCAGCCAUGACGCACCUUCUGCGAUUCGACGUCAGCUUCCUGUCACCGGAACGCUGACGAUUACUCAAACAAAAGCAGAAGUACCAAAACGUGAUGCUCAACAAAGGGCGAAAGCCCUGUGCCCGAACGGCGUAGCGGCGAGUUUGAAGAAACCGGCGAGAUGCAACCCCCCCGAACCGCCGCCGGCUCACGCUACCACAUCCGCUUCCUCUACUUCCGCUAACACGCAGCCCACAACCAACAAAUUGCCUAAGAGCCGCUCAAUGGUGGUGUCGCUGACGCCACCACGAGAGCGAGAGACAUGGGCGAAGAAGGCAGAGUUCUUGUUAGCUGUGGUAGGAUUCGCGGUAGAUCUGGGCAAUGUCUGGAGGUUUCCCUAUAUCUGUUACCAAAACGGAGGCGGUGCGUUUCUGAUUCCUUAUUGCGUGAUGCUGUUGUUCGGAGGUCUACCUCUCUUCUUUAUGGAGCUGGCACUCGGUCAAUACCAUCGCUGCGGGUGUCUCACACUUUGGAAGAGGAUUUGUCCCGCUCUUAAGGGCGUAGGCUACGCAAUCUGCAUGAUCGACAUCUAUAUGGGUAUGUACUACAACACGAUCAUCGGUUGGGCCGUAUAUUACCUGAUUGCCUCUCUUGCCUCCAUCAAUUCCGAGCUACCCUGGACUAGCUGCGACAACGAGUGGAACACCCCUCUUUGCACACCCGUCACUUCCCCACUGGCGAACAUCAGCUCUAGCACCCCUGCAAAGGAGUUCUUUGAACGCAACGUAUUGGAGCAACACCGGUCAAAUGGUCUGGAUGAUAUGGGUCCUAUCAAACCGUCUCUAGCUCUGUGUGUUUUUGGAGUUUUCGUGUUGGUCUACUUCUCACUAUGGAAAGGAGUGCGCAGUGCUGGAAAGGUGGUGUGGGUCACAGCUCUUGCACCAUACGUUGUUUUGCUAAUUCUGCUCGCAAGAGGUGUUACUCUUCCUGGAGCAACAGAAGGCAUUCGCUAUUAUCUUACUCCUGAGUGGCACAAACUACAAAAUUCUAAGGUGUGGAUAGACGCGGCAUCUCAAAUCUUCUUCUCUCUGGGUCCUGGAUUCGGCACGCUUCUGGCUCUCUCAAGUUACAACAAAUUCAAUAAUAACUGUUAUAGGGAUGCGAUCAUCACUUCAUCUAUCAACUGUCUUACAAGCUUUUUGGCUGGAUUCGUCAUCUUCUCAGUCUUGGGAUAUAUGGCACAUGUUCAGAACAAAAGCAUUGAAGAAGUAGGUCUUGAGGGUCCGGGGCUGGUUUUCAUCGUCUACCCGGAGGCCAUCGCGACCAUGACAGGCUCCGUCUUCUGGGCUAUAAUUUUCUUCCUGAUGCUUAUCACACUAGGACUGGAUAGUACUUUUGGAGGUCUAGAGGCAGUAACAACUGCGUUAUGCGACGAAUACCCACGGGCAUUGGGAAGACAUCGCGAACUAUUUGUGGCCGGUCUACUGGUCUUCAUAUAUAUCUGUGCACUGCCCACUACGACAUACGGCGGCGUAUACCUGGUGGACUUGCUGAAUGUAUACGGUCCAGGGCUGGCCAUACUCUUCGUGGUAUUCGCAGAGGCAGCCGGCGUAUGUUGGGUGUAUGGCGUGGACCGGUUUGCUGACGACGUCAAAUCUAUGCUUGGACACAAGCCUGGCUGGUUCUGGCGCGCUUGCUGGGUUUACAUAAGCCCGGUGUUCCUGCUGGUGCUGUUCGUGUUCUCGCUAUUGUCUCACGCGGAGAUGCUGGGAGGGGAGUAUGUGUACCCACCCUGGUCCAUCUCCGUGGGCUGGGCUCUCACCGGUACAACCGUCUCACUGAUACCACUUUACAUCGUUUACCUGUUCAUAAUCACACCCGGCUCUUUCUGUACGCGUCUCAAAACCAUCAAACGUCCGCUAAUAACGACCAUACCGCCGACGGAGCACGCACUGUGCUCGCUGUGA